CUGUUUACAGGUGGAGGUAGAAGAAGAGAGUUCGUCGUAGACGUUUGACAACUCUUGUGAACUCUUGGACUCUGCACUGUGCAUACAAGUCGCCCGGCCAUUUUAACAGCGAAUUAUUUUUGCAUCUUGUCUAUCAACAAGCAGAAUAUUUCGUUGUCAGCACGAUGGCGGUAGUUUAUCGCAGCUGGAAAGCAUUGACACAGAAUGCGAUUCUUACAAGAAGUGUAUCCAAUUCUCUCCGAUUAUAUUCACAAAAGCCACCUGCACCUGUAGUACCCUUGGUGAACGUCGAAGUUGAUGACAAAUCAGGAGUUGCUGUUGUUACUCUGAAUCGACCACCUGUAAACAGCUUGAACACUCCACUUCUCACUGAACUAGGAGCAGCCAUUAAAAAUCUUGAGGACAACAAAUCAAGAGGAAUGAUUUUAACUUCAUCUUCCGAUACAGUCUUCAGUGCAGGACUUGAUAUCUUGGAGAUGUACAACACUCCGAAGGAUCAGCUUUCGGCAUUUUGGACCACUUUGCAGAGCACGUGGCUCUCUCUCUACAGAUCAUCCUUCCCAACUGUUGCUGCUAUCAAUGGUCACUCUCCAGCUGGGGGAUGUCUCUUAGCACUUUCAUGCGAGUACAGAGUUAUGGUGGGACCAAAAUUCUCGAUUGGAUUAAAUGAAACUCAACUUGGAAUAGUUGCACCACCAUGGUUUGUUAUCUGCAUGCGAGAUGUCAUUGGCCAUAGACAAACUGAAUUGGCACUCACAACGGGUCGCCUCUUUUCUGCACCAGAGGCCUUGAAAAUUGGUUUGAUAGAUUCAAUGGUUUCAAACAAAGCUGAAGCAAUGGCAGAAGCUCAAAAGUUCAUUACUCAAUUUGCUAAAAUUCCCCCACUGGCAAGGAAAUUAACAAAAGAAUCAGUGCGUGGUGAAGGCAUAAGAUACAUGGAAGACAAUAUGAUUGAUGAUUUGCAAAUAUUUAUGGAUUUGGUGACCCAACCUAAAAUUCAAAAAGGUCUAGAAAUGUACCUCGCUACUUUGAAGAAAAAGUGAAUGGAAUUAAUGGAUGAGAAAUUCAGUACGCUGGCUAUGUGAUUUAUAACCUUAUGUAUUUUUGUAUCGAUUGAUCAAUAAAAAACAUGAACAAGUAAAAAUAAUAA
Molecule: messenger RNA, 1150 nt
Organism: Frankliniella occidentalis (western flower thrips)
Lineage: Eukaryota; Metazoa; Arthropoda; Insecta; Thysanoptera; Thripidae
Product: enoyl-CoA delta isomerase 1, mitochondrial
Exons: 7
Coding region: 165-1043 (292 amino acids)
Biological process (GO): fatty acid beta-oxidation
Cellular component (GO): mitochondrion
Molecular function (GO): enoyl-CoA hydratase activity
Source: RefSeq, a predicted model, not a curated record